This is a messenger RNA of Pieris macdunnoughi, 2343 nucleotides long. Lineage: Eukaryota; Metazoa; Arthropoda; Insecta; Lepidoptera; Pieridae. The record is from the annotation of a GenBank genome assembly.
AUGGAAAUUGAAGGGCAUCCCGGGCUCAUUAAAACAAUCAACGAUGGUGAAGAAGUUGAAGAUUAUUCGGAGGAAUCAGACGUUGAAGAGGAAUAUCAACCAUCUAAGCUAAAAGCUAAGCAGAAAGCAGAUUUUAAUCCCUCUUUCAAAUUUGUAGCUUCAGUUGAAGAAUAUCAUAAGGAUACAUGGGAUGACUUGCAAAAGUAUAUUAAAAGAAAUGUCAAACAAACUCUUGACGAAAAGAUAGCUAAGCGGCGAGCAGCAGUACAAGUAAAUGGCAAUGCUGAUGUUGACACUGAUUCAGAGGCCGAAGAACAAAAUGUAGAUGAGCUAGAAAUAUCUGAUGAUGAAUUAAAAAAAGAUGAAAUAAAGGUUAAAGAGAAAAAGGGUAAAAAACAAAAAUUUAAUAAGGAGUUAGAAGAAGACAAACCACAAGCUGCUCAAAUUGAAUAUGAAGAUUUCUUUGAAGAUCCACCUGCAUAUGAUGAAAAUGCAUCAUUUUAUAUGAUGAACAUAUCCCGCCCACUGCUUAAAGCUAUUGGCACAUUGAACUAUGUGCAUCCUACACCUAUCCAGUCCGCCACUAUACCUAUAGGACUCUUAGGUAAAGACAUAUGCGCCUGUGCUGCAACAGGUACUGGUAAAACUGCAGCAUACAUGUUACCAAUAUUAGAACGACUAAUUUACAAAACUGUUGGUGACAGGAUCACUAGAGUUCUGGUAUUAGUACCUACUAGAGAAUUGGGCGCUCAGGUCCAUACAGUAACACGACAAUUAGCUCAAUUUACGUCUGUAACCGUUGGUCUAUCAGUUGGAGGUCUGGAUGUCAAAUAUCAGGAAAGUGUUCUUCGUCGUAAUCCAGACAUAGUAAUAGCAACACCGGGACGACUUAUUGACCACAUAAAGAAUACUCCAUCUUUUGGUUUGCAUUGUAUCGAAGUACUAGUUUUGGAUGAGGCGGAUCGAAUGCUGGACGAGUACUUUGCCGAGCAAAUGAAGGAGAUUAUACGCCAGUGUUCGCCCAAACGUCAAACAAUGCUGUUCUCGGCUACCAUGAGCGAAGAGGUGAAGGAUUUGGCCGCGGUGUCCUUAAACAAACCGGUCAAACUGUUCCUGGAUUCAAACAAAGAUGUGGCCUUCAAUUUGAGACAGGAAUUUGUUAGAAUACGUAAGGAACGCGAGUCAGACCGUGAGGCGAUGCUGGCGGCGUUAGUGUGCCGCACUUUCAGAGACCGAGCUGUGAUAUUCGUCCAAACCAAGAAGCAGGCGCAUCGCUUACACGUCGCCUUGGGACUGCUUGGAGUUAAGGUAGCCGAAUUACACGGCGCACUCAACCAGCCCCAACGUCUGGAUUCUCUCAAGCGGUUUAAAGAUGAACAAGUGGACCUCCUCGUGGCGACAGAUGUGGCAGCCAGAGGGUUGGACAUACCCGGGGUCAAAACUGUCAUUAACUUUACGCUGCCCGCUACUUUGGAACAUUAUAUUCAUAGGGUGGGACGCACAGCUCGGGCGGGUCGAGCGGGCGUGUCCGUUUCGUUAGCGGGCGAAGGCGAACGAGCACUCGUCAAGGCCAUCGUGAAGAGAGCCAAGCGACCGGUCAAGUCGCGACAGGUGCCGCCGGAUAUAGUGGCCAAAUAUCGUGAGAGAAUGGCCAAGUUGGAGCCAGAGAUAUGUGCAAUUCUCAACGAAGAAUAUGCUGAGAAGCAAUUGAAGAAAAUGGAAAAACAGACGGAAAAGUUAGAAGGUGCUAUCAGUACAAAGAAUGAAGACGGUCCCAAGUACGAAACGCACAGGAGCCGAGAAUGGUUCCAGACGCCGAAAGAAAAACGAAUGGAAAAAGAGCGGUUGACACUCACCAAACAUGCUGGCAAAGAUACACAAAAAAGUAAAGGCAAGAAGCGAAGGCGAGAUGAAGAUUCAGACGAUGAAGGUCCCAAGAAGAAGAAGAAACCUAGCAAACACACGCCAAAGGAUACCGCUGAAGAACGGGUCAAGAGAGAAAUGGAAAAGGUUGCCCUUUUACAAUCGAGAAUGGCUAAAGGAAAGAAGAAGCAACGCAGAAUACGCGCAGUUGAAGAAGAUGACGAAAGACCCAUGCAACGCAAAAACGCGGGCAAACCCAAGAAAAAACUGAGCAACUUCGCUAACGAUCUAACAGACACGUCAAAAUCCUCCACAAAACGCCUCCGAUAUGAUGCAAACAGGGUCCAAAAAGGGAAACCUAUUCAUACAGGUAAAGAAAAGCAAAAGGGAAAAGGUGCGCCUGUUAAAGGAAAAAAUACACCUAAAGGGAAGAGCUUUGGCAAACCACAAGCGCCGAAGAACGGUAGAAAAAGAAAAUAA